Messenger RNA from Rattus rattus (black rat), 538 nucleotides. Its product is annotated as cytochrome c oxidase subunit 6B1. The coding region runs from base 141 to 401 and encodes 86 amino acids. Gene Ontology annotation, cellular component: mitochondrial inner membrane; mitochondrion; respiratory chain complex IV. The record is from RefSeq and is a predicted model, not a curated record. NCBI's taxonomy places the organism in Eukaryota, Metazoa, Chordata, Mammalia, Rodentia, Muridae. The transcript is spliced from 4 exons.
UAGCAACUCGGAGGACUUAAUUCGGCUCCUCCUCUUGCAGCUUCCGGCCAGUCAGAAUUCCGCUUCCCGUCUGACAUUGGCGUCUUUGCAAAGGGUCACAUUGAAGUAACGCUGCUCCGGGACAGUCUUUAGGAGUCAGGAUGGCCGAAGACAUCAAGACUAAAAUCAAGAACUACAAAACCGCCCCCUUUGACAGCCGCUUCCCAAACCAGAACCAGACUAAGAACUGCUGGCAGAACUACCUGGACUUCCACCGCUGUGAGAAGGCAAUGACGGCAAAGGGCGGUGACGUCUCCGUGUGUGAGUGGUACCGGCGAGUGUACAAGUCCCUCUGCCCCGUCUCAUGGGUCUCAGCCUGGGAUGACCGCAUAGCAGAAGGCACAUUUCCUGGGAAGAUCUGACCUGGCUCCGCCCACCUCUCCUCUGCUCUUUGACCUUCUCCCUGAUAGAAAAGGGGGACCUCAGUAUAUGAUGGUCCCUACCCUGGGACCCUGAAUCAUGAUGCAACUACUAAUAAAAACUCACUGGAAAGGUUUCA